Molecule: messenger RNA, 987 nt
Organism: Daucus carota subsp. sativus
Lineage: Eukaryota; Viridiplantae; Streptophyta; Magnoliopsida; Apiales; Apiaceae
Product: chlorophyll a-b binding protein CP24 10A, chloroplastic
Exons: 2
Coding region: 165-941 (258 amino acids)
Biological process (GO): photosynthesis, light harvesting in photosystem I; response to light stimulus
Cellular component (GO): membrane
Source: RefSeq, a predicted model, not a curated record
AUCCUACCUGGCUCCAUACAGAGCCACCAUUUUGAUCCCCUACACUCACUACUCUCUUCUUUAUUAACAAUCCACAUUUGUGUCUUGUUAGUUCAUAUUGUAACCUCAAGGCUCAAGCACCAUCUCAGCCUAUAUUAAUAUAAAAUUAUAGUAGAGGAGGAAGGAUGGCUGCUACAUCUGCUGCUGCUGUGCUAAAUGGCUUGGGGUCAUCCUUCUUGUCUGGAGGCAAGAGGAGCCAGACCUUGUUGUCUGCACCCAUUGCCAGAGUUGGUGCUGCAUUGGCUCCUAAAAGGCUCAGUGUUGUAGCUGCUGCAGCUGCUCCGAAGAAAUCUUGGAUCCCUGCUGUUAAAGGCGGUGGCAACCUUCUUGACCCGGAAUGGCUAGAUGGCUCGCUCCCAGGUGACUUUGGAUUUGACCCUCUAGGUCUAGGCAAGGACCCGGCGUUUCUUAAAUGGUACAGGGAAGCUGAGCUGAUCCAUGGCCGAUGGGCAAUGGCUGCAGUUCUUGGCAUCUUUGUGGGUCAGGCUUACAGCGGCAUCCCAUGGUUUGAGGCCGGUGCUGACCCUGGUGCUGUCGCACCAUUCUCCUUUGGAACACUCCUCGGAACCCAGCUUAUCCUCAUGGGAUGGGUUGAGAGCAAAAGAUGGGUUGAUUUCUUCAACCCUGAAUCACAAUCAGUUGAAUGGGCCACUCCCUGGUCGAAAACUGCUGAAAAUUUCAGCAAUUUCACUGGUGACCAAGGAUACCCUGGUGGCAAGUUCUUCGACCCUUUGGGGUUUGCUGGUACCGUUCAGAAUGGUGUUUACAUUCCCGAUGAAGACAAACUCGACAGAUUGAAGCUUGCAGAAAUCAAGCACGCUAGAUUAGCUAUGUUAGCAAUGUUGAUUUUCUACUUUGAGGCUGGCCAAGGGAAGACACCCCUCGGAGCUCUUGCUUUGUAAAGAGAUUUCAGUUCAACAUUUUAUGUAUAAAGUAACUUGAUUCAGA